ACAACUAAAUCUACUUUGCAACAAUCUAUAAGUUUAAUAACUUCAAAUAAUGAAUUAAAAUACAUAACUGAUGAGUCUAAUGAACAAUCAGGCGAUAAGUUUGGUAAACAAUUGGUGCUUUAUAAAG
Messenger RNA from Racocetra persica, 127 nucleotides. The record is from the annotation of a GenBank genome assembly. Lineage: Eukaryota; Fungi; Glomeromycota; Glomeromycetes; Diversisporales; Gigasporaceae.